ACCAACAACGCAAUCUUGGAGCUCGACACCACCGGAAACCUCGUCCUCUUCGACGGUGGCGACACCGUUAUCUGGGUCUCGAACACGUCCCGCGCCGGGGUGCAAUCCGCCGGCAUGUCGGAAUCCGGCAACCUCAUUCUCUACAACGACGUAAACCAACCUGUGUGGCAAAGUUUCCACCACCCAUCAGACACUCUCCUCCCAAACCAACCUCUAUCAGUCUCUCUUGAACUAACGACACCAAAAUCACCCUUGGGAGGCAGUUACUACGCGCUCAAAAUGCUUCAACAACCAACUUCUCUAAGCCUUGCUUUGACGUACAAUUUGCCUGAGAGUUACAACGCCAAUCCAGAAUCAUACGCCAACUAUUCGUAUUGGCAAGGACCCGACAUAUCGAACGUAACCGGGGACGUCGUGGCGGUUUUGAACGAAGCCGGAAGUUUCGGAAUUGUGUAUGGAGAAUCAUCGGACGGAGCAGUUUAUGUGUACAAGAAUGAUGGUGACUAUGGCGGCCUGUCUUCAGCCUCGAAUCGGUCUACUCGGUUAUCGGUUUUUCGACGGCUAAUAUUGGAGAGUAAUGGCAAUUUGCGCUUGUAUAGAUGGGACGACGACGUCAAUGGAUCGCGCCAAUGGGUUCCGGAGUGGGCAGCAGUUUCGAAACCUUGCGACAUUGCUGGGAUUUGCGGAAACGGGAUAUGCAAUUUGGACAGAAGUCAGACAAAUGCAUCUUGCACUUGCUUGCCGGGGACUUCUAAGGUGGGAAAAGAUAGUCAGUGUUCGGAGAAUUCUUCGUUGAUCGGGAAAUGCGAUUCGAGACAGGAUUAUCAGAAAUCACAGUUCAAGAUAUCGACUGUUAAGCAAACCAAUUACUAUUACUCUGAUUUUUCUGUUAUAAAUAACUAUAGCGAUAUUCGGAAUGUUUCAAAAUGCGGUGACGCUUGUUUAUCUGAUUGCGAGUGUAUUGCCUCUGUUUAUGGAUUUGAUGAUGAGAAGCCUUAUUGUUGGGUUUUGAGGAGCUUGGAUUUUGGUGGGUACGAGGAUACUGGAUCUACACUGUUUGUGAAGGUUAGAUCGGACGGUAGGGUGACGCCGGAAGGAGGAGGAUCUGGGGAUUCUGAAGAAGGUUCUGGAAAUGGGAAAGAAAAGAUUUUGGUUAUUCCCAUUGUUCUCAGCAUGACUUUUCUUAUUGCUCUCCUCUGUCUGUUGUUGUACUACAAUGUGCAUAGGAAAAGGUCCUUGAAAAGAGCCAUGGAGAGUUCUUUGAUCUUGUCCGGUACUCCGAUCAAUUUCAGUUACCGUGAUUUGCAAAUUCGAACAUGGAAUUUCUCGCAGGUUCUCGGAACCG
This is a messenger RNA of Morus notabilis, 1345 nucleotides long. Its product is annotated as G-type lectin S-receptor-like serine/threonine-protein kinase At5g24080. Gene Ontology annotation, biological process: recognition of pollen. The annotation marks the transcript as partial. NCBI's taxonomy places the organism in Eukaryota, Viridiplantae, Streptophyta, Magnoliopsida, Rosales, Moraceae. The record is from RefSeq and is a predicted model, not a curated record. The transcript has a single exon.